AUGUCUACUACUGAACAAAGAAAGAAGAGAUCCUUCAAGUCAUUCUCUUUCAAGGGUGUUGAACUUGACCAAUUACUCGAAUUAUCCACUGAAGACUUUGCAAAGUUAUGUGAUGCUAGAGUCAGAAGAAGAUUCUCCAGAGGUUUAGGUACCAAGCCAAUGCACUUGAUCAACAAGUUGAGAAAGGCAAAGGUUAACGCUCCAGCUAACGAAAAGCCAGCUGUUGUCAAGACCCACUUAAGAAACAUGAUUGUUGUUCCAGAAAUGAUUGGUUCAGUUGUCGGUAUCUACAACGGUAAGGUUUUCAACACUGUUGAAAUCAAGCCAGAAAUGGUUGGUCACUACUUAGGUGAAUUCUCCAUUACUUACAACCCAGUCCAACACGGUAAGGCUUCUACUGGUUCCAAGUUAAGAUUAUACUAA
This is a messenger RNA of Pichia kudriavzevii, 423 nucleotides long. RefSeq lists its product as uncharacterized. Gene Ontology annotation, molecular function: structural constituent of ribosome; RNA binding. Gene Ontology annotation, cellular component: ribosome; cytosolic small ribosomal subunit. The transcript has 2 exons. Gene Ontology annotation, biological process: ribosomal small subunit assembly; translation. The coding region runs from base 1 to 423 and encodes 140 amino acids. The record is from RefSeq and is a predicted model, not a curated record. NCBI's taxonomy places the organism in Eukaryota, Fungi, Ascomycota, Pichiomycetes, Pichiales, Pichiaceae.